AUGACGGGACACAGAGACAAACAUUGGGAAUCGGACAAUCGAUUCGAAAAUAAGAUAACGAGAUUUAUUGAUGAUUUCCUAGGUGAUGCUAGAACAAAAUUUCGUGGUACAGGUGGUGGGGAUAGCAAAUCCGUUUGGGUCCCAGCUAUUGAUGUAACAGAAAAUGAGAGAGAAUAUACGAUCAUCGCCGACGUUCCGGGGGUCAAAAAAGAGGAUGUCGAUAUCGAAUUUCAUGAUUCAGUAUUGGUUAUCUCUGGAGAUCACAAACGCGAAACAAUUGCCCUUGAUCCACAAGAGAUAAAUGUUAAACAACAAAAAACCGAUCCCCAUUACCAAUCAAAUCAACAACAAGUUGAUCAAUACCAGCAAACUCAACAAUCACAUCAGCAAAGGCCAACUGAAAAUCAAUCAAAUCAACAACCACUCCAACAACAGUCAAACGAAUAUCCAAAUCAAUCAAAUCAACAGCCAACCGAUUAUCAAUCAAAUCAACAAGCGACCGAUUUUCCAACGAACCAACAUAAUCAAAACGGUCAACAAGGCGAAUAUCAAGAAUUCCAUCGAUUAAAAAAAUCUCAACCACCACCGCAAGCUAAUGGAAAUCAAGCGACCUUCGAAAAACUUCAUAUACAAGAACGUCGUUAUGGUCAAUUUUCCAGAUCAAUUCAAUUACCAACCAAUAUUAGAAAUGAUGUAGAUUUCAACGCGAAUUUAGAAGACGGUGUUUUGAAAAUUAGGGUACCGAAAAAUAGUGAAAGACCAAAGAGAAAGAUUAGAAUUUCUUAA
This is a messenger RNA of Funneliformis mosseae, 786 nucleotides long. The record is from the annotation of a GenBank genome assembly. NCBI's taxonomy places the organism in Eukaryota, Fungi, Glomeromycota, Glomeromycetes, Glomerales, Glomeraceae.